AUGACUUCGUUGAAGCAGGCGUUCAGCCUGUCCAAGGAGGAGGUCAGGAACGCGAAACCCCCGGGUACUGCAACGCUUGUCGAACAUCUCGAAUGGACAGCUUCGCAAACCAGCCACGAUGAAAUCCGCCUUGUACCGCAGCCUUCUGCCGACCCAGCAGACCCGCUAAAUCUGCCCAUGUGGCGGAAGAUAGCGACGCUGGCGGUUAUGUCGGUGCACCCUUUUGUCGUCAACUUCACCAGUGCUUCCAUCUCGAGUGCAUUACCGAUAUACGCGUCCACGCCCAUUUUUGGGCUGCCACCAAAGUCCUUUUCCACGUUGACAUAUCUUCCCGCUGUCAAUGUUCUAAUGCUGGGAGCAUCUAAUCUGUGGUGGGUGCCGUUGGCGAAUACGUUUGGUCGUCGCCCAAUCAUCUUGAUAAGCAUGCUGCUUUUGAUUUUCUCGAGCAUGUGGGCGGGACUCACGACGGAGUUUAAUAGUCUAGUCGCUGCGCGUAUCUUCAUGGGUAUAGGGGGUGGUCCGGCAGAUGCAGUGAGCCCGGAUGUUGUUGGAGAAAUCUUCUUUGUGCAUCAGCGUGGACGCGCUUUGGCGAUUUACACAGUCUUCCUCUCCUUCGGCUCCACAGUCGGCGCCGUAGCCGGCGGCUACAUAGUCGCAGACAUGGGUCUAAAAUGGCUCCACUGGAUGAACGUCCUCCUCUCCGCCAUCUCCUUCGUCCUCUGCCUCGUCCUCUUACCAGAAACGCUGUACCACCGGCCCCAAACCACAGUCACCUUCAACGACGACCCGGAUAAAGUGUCCGCCGAGACCAAAGAAAGAGUCACCAUUACCGACACGGCUGCGUCUUACCCUUCAUACUCGUACCUCCAGUCCCUCAAACUCUUCACCUACCAACCUGGUCUAGAAAGGAAAUUCCUCGGCCCGUGGAAAGUUAUCAGACUACCCGGUGUGUGGCUGGUGUCUGGGUGGUAUGCUGGUCUCGUGGGAUUGAUUGUGACGAUGAGUUCAGUGGGUCCGCAACUAGUGGGCGCACCACCGUAUCUGUGGGGUAAAAAUGUUGGUUUGAUAAACGCUGGUGGUAUCAUCGGUGCUCUUCUUGGCUGUGCAUACACCUAUGCCAUCUCCGACUUCGCCACCAAACGCCUCGCAAAAAAAGACACUCAUGGCUUCGCGGAAUCCGAAUCCCGCCUUGUCACCGCCCUCCCCGCCCUCUUCAUCGCCACCACCGGCGCCCUAAUCUUCGGCUUCGUCGCGCAGCACCCUUCAGAAACCGGGUGGGUGGGUCUCCAAUUCGGCUUCGGCAUGGUAUCCUUCGGUCUCAUGCAAGCCCCCUCUGUUGGCUUCAACUACCUGAUUGAAUCGUAUGGAUCGCUGGCUGGCGACUGUUUCGUCACGGUGACUACAUCACGCGCGAUUGUAUCUUUUGCGUGGACGUUUUUCGUCGGCGAGUGGAUUACGAAGAAGGGGGCUGCGGAGCCGUUUGGGAUUUUUGGCAUGUUGAUGGGGGUUUUUGGGUUGUGUACGAUUCCGUUUUUGUGGUGGGGGAAGAGGUUAAGGGUGUGGUCGGCCAAGUGGGUCCCGGAGGAUUAG
Messenger RNA from Pyrenophora tritici-repentis Pt-1C-BFP, 1590 nucleotides. Lineage: Eukaryota; Fungi; Ascomycota; Dothideomycetes; Pleosporales; Pleosporaceae. The record is from RefSeq and is a predicted model, not a curated record.